AUGAGCUGUGCUGUCAGGCAGGUCGUCACCACCUGCACCCAGGGCAGGGGCAGCACAGGCAGCAACGCGGCUGGCACUGCCAGGAGGGUCUCCUCUGCCUCCUCGGGGAGACACGCUGCCUAUGACUUGGGGGCCAUGGUUGGCAGCUUCUCCGGUGGCAGUGCAAGCGAGGGAUUACUGGGGAAGCAGCUGAGCGCCGGCAGCGCGGCUGGUGGGAGCUUCGGAGCCACCCAGAGGGCUUGUUCUGUCCUGGGGUUCAGCGGUGGAGGCAUCUGCACCCGAGGAGCUGGUGGCUUUCCCAGGGCUGGCGCUGGCUGCGGGGAUGGGAUCCUGUUUGCUAACAACGAGAAGGCGACGAUGCAGAACCUCAACGACCGCUUGGCCUCGUACCUGGACAAGGUGCGGCUCCUGGAGGGGGACAAUGCCGACCUGGAGUGCAAGAUCAGGGAGUGGUAUGCCAAGGUAGGGCCCAGCUGCGAGCCACGGGACUACAGCUGCUACCACAAGGAGAUUGAAGACCUCCAGAACCAGAUCCUGUGUGCAGCCAUGGAGACUAACAAAAUCCUUCUGAACAUCGAUAACAACAGGAUGACUGCUGAUGACUUCAGAGUGAAGUACGAGACUGAGUGUGGGCUCCGGCAGAAUGUGGACGCUGACAUUUGCAACCUCCGGCCCGUCCUGGACCAGCUGGCCAGCUGCAAGACCGACCUGCAGCUGCAGUGUGAGGCUCUGACGGAGGAGAUGUGCUGCCUCAAGACCAACCACGAGGAGGAAAUGAGCUGUCUGAGGAAACAGGCCACCGGGGAUGUGAGUGUGGAGGUCAAUGCCUGCCCUGGCCCAGACCUGAGGAAGAUCCUGGAGGAUCUGCGGUGCCAGUACGAGACGCUGAUGGAGCGCAACCGCAAAGAGACGGAGCAGUGGUACGCCUGCAAGGUAGAGGAGGUGAAUCUGGAGGUUGUCACAAGCAGCCAGGAGAUCGAGUCAAGCAACAAGCAGGUCACUGAGCUGAGACGUCAGCUGCAGGCCCUGGAAAUCAAUGUACAAGCCCAGCUCACUAUGAAAGAAAACCUGGAAUCCUCUUUGACGGAGACUGAAUGUCGCUACAACAAAUACCUGGCUGAGCUGCAGAACCAAAUCUCCUGCGUGGAGCAGCGGCUGGCUGAGAUCCGAGCAGAAAUGGAGUGCCAGAACCAGGAAUACAAGACCCUCCUGGACGUCAAGUGUCGCUUGGAGCAGGAGAUCCAGACCUACCACUGCCUGCUGGAGGGUGGCCAGCACGACAUUAUAGGGUCGGCGGGAAGAGGAGUCGGUGCCACCUCAGCUGGGAGGAGCGCGGGGCUGAAGGGCAGCCUGUGCCAGCCCUGCCUGCCCUGAGCCCCG
Molecule: messenger RNA, 1380 nt
Organism: Prinia subflava (tawny-flanked prinia)
Lineage: Eukaryota; Metazoa; Chordata; Aves; Passeriformes; Cisticolidae
Product: keratin, type I cytoskeletal 19-like
Exons: 7
Coding region: 1-1374 (457 amino acids)
Biological process (GO): intermediate filament organization; epithelial cell differentiation
Cellular component (GO): keratin filament; cytoskeleton
Molecular function (GO): structural molecule activity
Source: RefSeq, a predicted model, not a curated record